This is a messenger RNA of Leishmania braziliensis MHOM/BR/75/M2904, 3687 nucleotides long. RefSeq lists its product as hypothetical. Bases 1 to 3687 code for a protein of 1228 amino acids. Gene Ontology annotation, molecular function: RNA binding. NCBI's taxonomy places the organism in Eukaryota, Euglenozoa, Kinetoplastea, Trypanosomatida, Trypanosomatidae. The transcript has a single exon. The record is from RefSeq and is a predicted model, not a curated record.
AUGUACAGAAAGGCACAAGAGUCAUCGCACGACAUCCCGUGCAGGAGCGCAGCUGGGGCGACCACGACAGCAACGCCUCUGCCAUCGUUUGUGGUGACCUCCAGCAACGACACGACCUUCACAAAGCCCACCACACCUGCCAAGUCGGGCACCACCAUGGCGCUUAACCCGGACGCGCAGGAGUUCCGCGUUACCCCGGCCUUUGCCGGGACGCUCUUUACCAUGCCUUCCGCAGUCGCACCUGCACCACCACAGCAGCUGUGGUUUCCGACGACAAUGAACUUCUUGGCUUGCCCAACGGCUGGCAACGACGGCACCUCGCACGCAAGCAGCUCGCCUUCCCCUGCCCCCGUCCCCGCGGCCGGCGAUACGAUGGACAACCAGGAUUUAGUGGAACAGACGGAGGCCUACGUGCACAAACUCUACGAUCGCAAGUGCAAGGAUGAGAAGCUUCAUAUGAUUUCUGUCUUUCACCUGCACCCGCGCACCACCGACAAGCAGCUGAGUCGGAUCUUCUUCCCCACAGGGGCGUCCGCGGCCGAGGUUCUGGAGCCGCGCGCGAUGCCGGAGACACUCUCCAAGGCGUUUCUCGCGGUACGCCAGCGCGCUGGCGUCGUCUUCUUCACUCGUAAGGACUUUGCCAUGGUCGGCGUGGAGAAGGUGCACGACUUUGUGCCACAUGGCCAGCAUCAGCCGCUCGUGGUGCGCUACUGCGGCCCCGAUCAAGAGGCAACGCCGCUGUCCGGCUCUCCGCUGCCCCCGCACUCUCCGAGCGGGGAGUCGCAUCGAGGUGACGUGGUGCCCUCUGCAAAGGCGGUAAGCCCGAGGCCCAGCGGCCGCCCAGCGCCGCUACAGUCGCGCCACAGGGAUGCGUCAAACCCGCACGACGUCUUCCCUGCGAGCGUCGUGGCGGCGCCGUCACUCUCCGCCGGGCUCGAGCUCAUCAUGCCCACCGGUGCUGCGACGCCGGUGCUGGACAACGGUGCCAACGCCACCGCUGUCUACGACUCCAUUGACCAGCACUUUCUGCAGAAGUACGCAGGCGAGCCGGUAUACCUCGUCGGCGUGCAUAAUCUUGCCUACGGCACCACCUCCAAGGCGCUCUUCAAGAUGUUCUACCCGAUGGGGGCCCUGAACUCGGAGUUGCUGCCGCGGCCCGCUUCGGUGGACGGCAAACUGCGCUGCAGUGGCGUCGCCAUCUUCGGCUCCAAAGGGAUGGCGAUGGAGGCGGCGGAAAAGAUGAACGAUUUUGUGCCCCACGGGCAGCGGCGGCCUGUUGUGGCCCGCUUCCUCGAGCGGACGACGAGCCCCGCCUUCGCCCAUUUUGCCGCGCACGGCAAUGGCAGCAGUACCACAAGCAGCGGCUACACCGCGACGGCGUCUACGCCUCGUGGGUCAACGUCGUCGCCCAGCCCGACCUCCGGCGUCUCUUCAGCAGCCGUCCUGCUUGAGUCUGUCGAGAAGCAGCUGCGGUCCAAAUCGCUCAAUGACAGCCAACUCGCCGCGGACAUGGCGGCGCUCGUUUUGUGUGCGGAGAGCGGCGAAGCGGAGGCGAAGAAGCUCGCGGCGGUGCUGCGGGACGUGCUGUUCUCUAUGCGAGACCACUCUACGAUCCUCGCGAGUCCGCUCUCUGGCGCUCUCCGCACGCUGCACAGCACAUUGGGCAUUCGCGUGCGCACCACCCCGGCAACGCCGGCCGACGCCUCGCUGAGCGCCCGAAAGGGUAUUCUUUUUCUCCAGCAGAUUGGCCGUACACUAAUGAUGCUGGUGGCUGACACGGAGGCGGCCCGCCAGACCCGCAUCGUCGCAGCGGUGCAGUGCGCCUACCUCUACCAGUACACGUACCUGCCCAAGACGCCGUUGUGCUUUGCCACGACGCUCUUCCGCAACUGCGAGAAGGAGCUGCGGGAGGCGAAAGAGUUUCUGUGCCGAGAGCCGGAUGUCCCGUCGAGCCUCGUUGAGGAACAGCAGCACCGUCCAUGGAUCACGCUGAUGGAUGCGCUACAUGAGAUGGUCAGCGUCUGGCGCUCGCUUGACCCCCGAGGCUACGCGCAGGACGCUGCGCGCGACGAGUACGAGCGCUUUGUGUGCGAGUUCCGCGGCGUGCCCACGAAGAGCAGCACUCCGGUGGUGAGCACGCUCAGUGCUGUCGCAGCUGCAGCAGGGGAGGAGCACCAGAGCGGUGCCUGCACACCGCGCAACGGCGCGCAGGAGGCGCCCAUGGAGGCAGUCAGCAACGCGAACUUGGCAAAGGGCCACGGUAGCAACAGCGUCAAUGCGAGUGCGAGGAAGUCGCAGCUCGUGACCCCGAGUGCUCGGCCGACGCCGCGCCGCGUUGUCUCGAAGUCCUACAACACUACCAGCGACUGGAAGGCGAAGCAGGGGACGCCGGUUGCGGGGCCGAGCUGCGCUGUGCCACCGCAGGUGAUGUUGGCCACUCCGGCCAGCAACUACACCCAGGGCGCCUCCAUGCUAUCGGCGGACAGCAACUCCGCCGGCACAGCGGUCAGCAGCGCGCUGCGCUCGCUGGGCCUCACGCCGCAGCACCCGAGCAUGCGCUUCAACUGGGGCUCGCGGUUGCUGUCGGGAGCGCCGCAACCCGGCAUGCCGCCCAUCCCAACCGUUUCUACUACUUCCAUUCUGCCUGCAACGCCGACCCUCUCUGCACCGGUUGUCACAGCUGCUUCCGGCGGCAGCGGUGGUGGCGCCGCCGCUUCUGCUGAGCGCUCAGACGCUACGAUGACGGAGCGGACGGUGUACAUCACGAAGCUACCCUCGUGCCUCAGCGCCGGCCAGGUGCGGCGUCUACUACUUCACUUUGGCGACUUCCGAAAAGUUCGGCUAUGCCACGACGACAAGGAGACAACGCGCAUGGGCUCAGCGGAGGCGCUGGCGGCGCACAACCUUAAGUUUGACCAGCUGUGCUUCGGCUUUGUGGAGUUUGUGGAGAGCAGCAGCGCCAAAGCGAUGGUGGAGUUCUUCCGCAAUGAGGUGCACACACCGAACGCGUUCGACUUCUUACGGAAUGACCACGUGCACAGCUUCGACGACACCGACCUCAAUCAGCUUCGCAAUACACGCACCAGUCAGGCUCGAAACCCCAUUCAUGAUCAGCAGCCCCUCGACGCCACCCGCACGCAGCCGUGCCUCUUUGGUGCCCUCCAGCCGCAUCAUGCCGUCGAGACCUAUAGCGAUGCGAUCACAGCGGAAGAGGUGGCCGAAGCGGUGCGGCAACUCCACAAAGAAGAGGAGGAAGCUCAGCAGCAGCAGCUGUCUGCAUCGCACUUCAUUCACCCGACCAUCUUCACCACAGCCACGCCCUACCCGAUGGCCACGUCGAAUGAGGCGUCGCACGGAAGCUCAGUACCCGCCGCCGCUUCGUCGACAGGGCACGACGACAACAACGGGGACGAUGGCGGUACCUCCGUCGUUGCCGCCUUGCAGCCCAUGGACGCCGUGCACUUCCCUUGUGGCUUUCCCUACCACGAGGUAUUCGCUGCUGUCGCCUCGCAACCGGGAGACGGCGCUGACCACCACUACAGCAAUGCCCACAGUAGUAACCACCUGCGCGGAGACGACACGGACCUCUACGGCGGCUGCGUCCCGGUCAUUGUGGAGACGGAAGGGGACGAAGUUGAAGGACUGCAGGAGUACCAGGUACAGCAGAUCUUGGAGCUGCUGAGCUAA